Somion occarium is the source of this 1789-nucleotide messenger RNA. The record is from the annotation of a GenBank genome assembly. Lineage: Eukaryota; Fungi; Basidiomycota; Agaricomycetes; Polyporales; Cerrenaceae.
GCUUCGAGCUCGACGGUGCUGUGACGAGGCUAUAAUUAAUUCGCUCUCUUUGUCAUGCGGGUCUCUGGGACAGCUGUUCACGGUUGCAUUCUGGAAUACUCUGGUCGCCACCUCAUUCACGGAGUGCACAUGAAUCUCGAUUUUCUUUGUCAAAUGCAGAACAGCUCUGGGCAUAGCUUUCGCGCCGUGGAUACAUUUGAGUUCACCGCUCCUUCAGCCGGGUAUAAAGACUUGUGUACAUUCCUUGCUCAAGUCGCCCACUAGUUCAUACGUCUAGACCUCUUCACUGGUAAAUUGGACCCAUAACUUGAUAUGUCAAAGAAAUGUCAAUUUCUGAAACCCACUUCUUGCGCCUUAACAAGGCGUUAUGAUACGAAGGCGAAGUGAGUCCUCCCAUCGCAUCUACGUCUUUUUGGAUUUGCCAGGGAGCCCGAGCCGCCCUAUCUGCCUCCGUUAUGGAUACCAUGCAAUAAUCCUGAAGGGAACCUUUAUUUUGCUUGCAACUCCAAUCCGAGAUUUAUUACGGAGCAGUAUAUGUAUACUGCUCAAUCACAGCAGCAGAUUCUGCAUUGGGCCCUAGUUUUCGCAGAAACUGUUCGCGAACAAGGAAUAGUUUUAGCACCCUCAGUAGAAGUCUAUCUGGAGCCCAACGAAGACGGAGAAUUUUGUCGGUAUUAUCUUGCAGAUCACGUUGCUCGUGUAAUCUUUUGGCUGGAACCUGUCUCCACAGAAGAAGUGGGUCUUCAACCAGCCAUUUCCGAUGAGCACCUCAGGCACGCCCUCGAAGAGCUUUACUGGAACCACGUAGAAUAUUUCCCUUCUCAUGAAACAAUCGGGCUUGACUUACGACUGGACGAGCUUUCUGGUGUUCUUGUUCAAUGUCUGGCAGACCGUUUGACCUCAGAAACGUCCACGUUUCCAUUCACGGAGCAACAAUGUAACAGUUUCAUCCAGGUAGUGCGGAAUUGUCGAGAAAUAGGCACUGCUGCCCCUGCGCGCACUCGCUGGAGUAUAGCGCGUCUCUGGGCUAUAGUUUGCAACCAUCGAUUUAUGACACACUAUGCUCAAGAGCAUGCUCGGCUAUCCCGGGACCAGUCGAUCCUGGACAUCUCACCAGUAUAUCCAAGCCGGUUGUUUUCAUUGAGCUCGCACGUUCUGUUCAAGAUUCCAGAGAUGUACAACGUCUCAUUUGAAAACCUCUGGGCUGAUUCCGUCGUUUACCAAAAUGAGUGGCGUGAAUUCAUCCCCAGAUGUCGGGAAGAAUGGAUAUUAUCCACAGUGCUGUCCUUCGCCGUCUUGAUAUGCAAUCUUUUGAUUCUCACCUCUCCUCAUGGAACUUGUCUUCUCUCGGGGUUAUCCGUGGCCUUCAGUGUAGCUGCAGUUGCAGCUGGCACUAUCCUUCUCACACGGCACCAGCGUUCGUCUUCAUGGACAGCGGCUAUGGCGGCCGAUUACUUGGUUGAUGCACGAAAGGAACGCUCGGGAUUCCACCUGGUCUCAUGCCUCUUCAGUCUUCCUCGGGGCUUGCUGCUAUGGGCGCUCGCAACAUUCUCGAUCCAAGUUCCAUUCAUGUUCUCAGACAUGACAGGCAAUUUCAUACUCGCCUCUAUUGGCUCAGCGCUAUUGAUUGGUCUCAUGAUUUGGCUUGGGCGUUGGUUGUGGAGACGCUGCUCGAGCUUUCUCCAAGGUUGGACGAUCUUCGGUUUGCGUUCUGUCACGCUAGAAGAUAGUCUCCUUGUAUAGAACAUAAUACGAAGGAGCGAGCGCCAUGCACCACUACCGCGUUAUC